This is a messenger RNA of Lactuca sativa (garden lettuce), 1587 nucleotides long. NCBI's taxonomy places the organism in Eukaryota, Viridiplantae, Streptophyta, Magnoliopsida, Asterales, Asteraceae. The record is from RefSeq and is a predicted model, not a curated record.
AUGGGCGAUCAGGAACCAGAUGUCAAUAAUCAUAUUUAUGAGGAACAUUAUUUGGCUAGUGAUGAUGACAAUGUAAUUGAAGAUCUCGAUUUUCCUGAUAAUGAUACACUAUAUAAUGACGGAUUUCAAACAGGAGAAAGCAGUAAUCCUAAUUUAGAGGACGCAAAUAAUGAUGAAGACGAAAAUCACUUCGUUGAUGAAGAUAUAGAGGUUAAUAUUGAUUACAGUGAAGGACAACCACAUGUUACUCAUGAUUAUGUUUCUCUUGGUGGCACCUUGUAUUGGACUCCGAUUGUUUUAGACGACAUCAAACCAAAAGUUUCAUCAAAAUUUAAUUCAUAUGGUGAAGCAGAAACAAUGUAUAGAAAAUAUGCAUUAGAAUCUGGUUUUGAUGUCAGGCUUGGAAGAGUCCAAAAAAUGAAAAAUGGGAUUAUUACAAAUAGACAUCUUGUGUGCAAUCGGGAAGAGCGACAUAAUCAUGAGUUGUUUAGCAAAGGCAAUAUGCACUUAUCUCGUUCAAAAAGAAAAGUUGAUUAUUCCCAAGAAAUUUUCAUUCAUAAUUUGUCAAAACAAAACAUUGGCCCUGUAAAAGCACAUAGACUGUAUAGUGCUCUACAGGUUGGUCCUUCGGUUCGAGGUGGAUUGGUUACUGAUUUCAAGAAUGCUAGGAGGAAUCUUAAUUGUUACAUAGGUGGGAGGGACGCGAAAUUCCUUGUUGACGAGAUGAAUGACAGGAAGAAAAAUGUCCCAUCAUUUACUUUUGAGUAUAAAGUGUCGAACAAGAGAUUGAAUUCUUUACUCUGGGCUGACGAAACGACAAAGUAUAAUUACAAUUCAUUCGGAGACGUUAUAUCACUCGAUGCCACAUUCAGCAUGAAUAAGUAUGAUAUGGUUUUUGUUCCGUUUACUGGCAUCGAUAAUCACAAAAAAUGUGUAACAUUUGGUGCUGGUCUUUUAAGUAAAGAAGAUGGAGUUUCUUAUGAAUGGUUGCUUAGAGAUUUUUUGAAAGCUUUUAGAAAACAACCUCAAUUGGUUUUAUCUGAUCAAGAUCCAGCUUUGAAAAAAGCUAUAGAUAAGGUUUUCCCGUUGACACAUCAUAGGUUAUGUAUGUGGCAUAUAACGAAGAAGUUGCCAAAUAAGGUUCAGAAGGAGAUAUCAAGAUCUGAAGAUAAUUGUUUCCAAAAGAAUGUGAUAUCUUCCAAUGGUGUUGACACGAUUAUUGUUAUGGAGAAAACAAAGAACAUAACUAUUAGGCAAACAAAUGAUGUCGAUGUUGAUGACAAAGAUGAGGAAUACAGUUACGAUUGUCUUAUAAGGGAUACUGAAUACACGGUCACACACUCAACCAAAGAUGGUUCGUUCAAAUGUACUUGUAUGCAUUUUGAACAUUUAGAAUCUGAUGUUAAUGACAUUCAGAAUCCUACAGAUAUUCGUAACAAAGGUUUCGGUAGUCGUGGGAAAAGAUUAAAAUCUACAAAAGAGAUGAUUGAGAAGGAAAUCUCGAAACCUAAGAGAAAAUGUGCUACAUGUGAACAGAUGGUUCAUCAUGACAAAAGAAAUUGUCCUCUAAAGAACACCAAGAAAUAA